Linum trigynum is the source of this 4684-nucleotide messenger RNA. Lineage: Eukaryota; Viridiplantae; Streptophyta; Magnoliopsida; Malpighiales; Linaceae. The record is from the annotation of a GenBank genome assembly.
UAAAAACAAAAAUAAAAUUAUCAAAAUGGUCUGCCUAUAUUCUCUUAUCCUCUAUUUAAUCCUAUGUAUUUUUAUUUUAUUCUAUGCAUUUUUAUAUUUAUUGAAGUGAAAUACUUAGAUCUUAUGAAAAAUAUGGUCAUGGUCACCUUACCAUGAUGAUGGUAAAGAGAUUUACCACUAUGACUAAGUGCCCAGCAGCUUUCUUGAUAAAUAUUCUAUAUUACACUGGUGAGAACUCUUAUUACUUAUUAAUUAUCAUCUUUACCAGUUUAUUAAUUUUAAGUAUUAGUUGGAAUAAAAAAUUAUAAUCGUCUAGAAAUUAUAGCAUAUAUGGUGUGCAAUUCAAUAAAAUUAAAACCUCGAAAUACACUUAAGAGAACUUAAUUAAAAAAUGCAAUGGGAAUAUUAAUUGUUACAGCAUGUCUGGGUCUUUUGAAGAGAAGAAACCCAUCAGUGCUACAGGUGGCAGUUCUUUCAUUUUGGGUGCUAACAGGUGUCACUCAUGCAAAUAUGUGGAAUGCAAAAAGGAAAUGGGUCUCAUAGAUUAAUAAGUGAUAGGGAAAGAUGAAAUUCACCGUAAAAGAUCUCUUUGUUCGGAUAAAAAGAAGUUCGAUAGAGAGUGGAGAAUAGUCGUGAGAAAAGAGAAGGAUCUGGGACAGGGAUCUAAUAAAACAAUCCAUAGAGUAAUCAAAUCAAUGCACCUGACCGGAGCGCCCCAACUUGCCUCGCCGCUACGAUCUCAGGCUGUUAAAUUGGGGAAGAAUAUAUAUAUGCCCACAGAGCAUAGCAGAGCAGAGACUGGGUCAGAUCGGGGAGAAGAAGAACAUCACUAUCCAAUUGUGCACCCCAAUUGCAUCUCCGGGAAGUCAAGAACUUCCCAGGUACAGACGGUGAUGGUGGGUCAAUCAAAUUGACAACUUCCUAUCCUCUCUCCCACAAACCGAUUUCAGGCCUCUAGACAAUUCCACCGCGCUCCUGCCAUAUCAGAGAGAAGAGAAGUCGAAGGGCCAUAACCCAGAACCUCUUGUCCAUCUUCAAAUCGGUGUUGCGGGUAGAAGAAAUGGCGGAUCAGAGCUAGCCUGAAAUACCCCAAACUCCAACAGCCGCAAGCAGAACGUCGGGUAAGCCGGAAAAAUGGCAGUGGGUAAUAAAACGGGUAAUAAAAUACUACUAUGAACCUUCGCGCACAUAACCAACGGCGAAGCGGCAGACCGGCGUUGAUAGAAUGGUGCGGAGAGGAAGACAGUGAUCGAUAUCUUUUCUGGGAGACGAAACGUCGGGGUAGGAGAGGAAAGGGAGAAAGUUCGGCGACCGUCUUCUCAGGAAGAUUGGGAAGAGAGUAGUUCGGCGAUUUGGUUAUGGGAAAUCGAUGGUCGAGAUUGAAAAUCAGAAUGCAUCGGAAGGUAAUACGCGUGGGAUGCAAGGAAUUUAUAGGGAGAAGGUUCAGCGACUUGGCUCGCCGCCAUCCUGUCUUGGCAGAGAGAUUGAAAAGAGAGAAGUUCGGCGAUUUGGGUUAUAGGAAAUCGAUGGUCGAGAUUGAAAAUCAGAAUACUAUGAACCCUCAUGCAGACGGCGAAGUGGCAGAUGAAAUCGGAGUUGAAAAAAUGAUGAGGAGAGGAAGAUAGUGCGCGAUUCAUCUAUUUUAUUUUCUGGGAGACUAGACGUCGGUGAAGGAGAGGAAAGGGAGAAGGUCUGGCGAUUAGGGAGAAGGGAAAUCAAUGAUCGAGAUAAAAGUCAGAAUGCAUCGGACGGUAAUCCGUGUAGGCUGAACAGAAUUUGCAAUAGACCUGCUCGAAGCCCACUGGACCCCUUAAAUCAAUUAGGCGCUAUUUAUUAUCUAAUAAUAUUUCGCUUUGCCUGCAUUUUACCCAAGACUGGUGGAAAAUUCUUUUUUUGAGCAAAUUUUUGUCAACGUAUGAGCAAAUCUUAUUUAGUAAUUAAUUUAGUUCCACUAAUUUAAAACUAAAUAAGUCAUCACUAAGAAUCAAAAUUGCAGCCUAUGAGUCCAAAUCAUUGUUAUGACUUACACAUUUAACCAAUAAGCUAAGUUCUAGUUGAUUAUACUAUAUAUACACAAUAAGAUUAGUAGUCUUGCUAUGAAAUGAGUUUAAAAUCUAACAUCUUACUAUGAGUUUAAAGUUUUUGAUAACACCCAAAUUGGUGUUAUUUACCCUUUAUAUUUAGAUUAGUUUCGUGCUAAUUCAUGUGCAUAAUCGGAAGAAUAUUAUCGAUUGCAUCCUAGUUUCGUUCUUAUUUGAUUAUGUUAUAAUUUUAGGGUGCUUUAGACGAUACAUGUAAAUUAGGUGCGAAAAGGGCACAAGUAUAGUGAAAUGGGCAGGAAGCUGAUGAUCACCUGAGAGAAGACAGAAAUUUUCGACGGUCGGAUCACGAUUACCAUCUUCCUUGACCACGUGGAAGUUCGCGACCGUGACUCAUGGAUCGCGACCAUGAAGUCAGCCCGCGAACUCCCCGAAGAUGAAGACCAAAACGGCAAAGCCUGAAGAUCGCGUGCUCGAAGGAAUUGAUCACGACCGCGAAUUUCCCCUGCUCGACCGUGAACUUGUCUGCCCUCCUCAAUUCUAUAAAUAGGGGACUCCUCCCCCUUUAGAAGAUGGCUUUUGGCAGAUUUCUGAUUCUAGAGAGAUAUUAGAGAGAGAAGCUGAAGGAAGGAGAAGAAGUGGAGGAGGACUUUGUUUCGUUGGCGAAACUCGCGCGUUCAAUGCGCUCUGAUUUCAAGGAAACAAAAACCCAAAGUCAGCAAAAACCGACAAAUAUCCGCCACCGAAUGUCGGCGCCGUUGAUUUGAUCGAUUAAACAGAAACCAAGAUGACUGUCAAAUAUCCACCGCCGGCGUCGGCGAUGUUGAUUCGAUCAAUACACCUUUGACUUCUAAUCAAACAACCGUUACUCGGUUCACCACCUCUCCAAACUACGUUCGAACGAGGGUGUUCAACGAAUAACCAGAAAAUCGAACCAGGAGUUCUAAGUUACGUUACCUCUACUCCUAUGGAGGUUCCUCUGGAGAGCUCCGCAACUACGACUACAACUACUACGACUCUGCAAAGGAGGUCUUUGACAGAGCGGUUCUACAAAGCUACGGAGAAAAACUGAUAGAUCUGCGACGGUGCAGUUUGAGAUUUGAUUUUUGCCGUCACGAGCUUCUCUCUCUUCCCAAUCUUUAUACUUCGCGCUUCUCCCCGUCGUAGUAACUGCCUUGGCGCCUUUGUCUCCCACGUCUUCAUUCCUGUCAACCGUGCAGGUAACUUCCUCCUUGUUGCGUGAUAAUCACGUGCCCUCGAAACCGCUCUUGCUUUGCAGAUGCUUGGCGAAACGAAUUACAACCUUGUCCAUGUAACGAUGACGUUUCACCAAUACCACGACAUCGCCUUUCACCAACCGAUGUCGUUUUAUAAUCCAACUCAACUUCCCCGACUCGGUUUAACCAACGACAUUGUUAGUCCAUCAAACAACGUCGUUCUAUACUCUUGCGCCGUCGUUGGGCUUGGCGGGCUGCCUUUGGCCGAACUCUUACCACUACCGCGGUGUCGUUUAACUUUUCCGCGGCAUCGCUUUUCAUUAAACGACACCGUCUAAAAUAAUCAUAAAAUACUAAUUAAUUAAACCAGCCCUCAUUGUUAACUCGCCGUCGAACUUUCACCCCUCGGCGUCGUUCUUAGUUAAACAACAUCGUUUCCUUGUCCCGCGAUGUCGUUGAACUUUUGAGCUUCGCGACACUGUUUUAAUUUUAACACUGUCGUUUUAACUGUUGCGGCAUCGUUUGGCCUACUCACGGUAUCGUUUUUAAAUCCGCGGUGUCGUUUCUUUCCUCUUGCGGCAUCGUUUUCAACUAAACGACACCGUGCUAAAUAAUCAUUAAAAUAUUAAUUAAUACGGCCAUCAUUAGCCCACUCGUGAGUUGGCCAACGACAUCAUUAGCGCCCAAAACGGCUCCGUAUGCUUUUUCUUUCGCGACAUCGUUUGUUAUUUAAGCACUGUUGUUUGCUAAUCCGCGGUACCGUUAGGCUUACUCGCGGUACCGUUUUUAAUUAAACGACACCGCUGAUAUAGCCGAAAAUAUUCCAUGGAACCGCCGCCAAUCGGCGCUCGCAUUGGACUAGGCGAAUUUUGGUUUAAUUAAUCGCUACCGCUUACCAGGCUCUCGCGGCAUCGUUUUUAAAUUCGCGAUACCGCUUAUCUCCAUGCGGUACCGAUUUUCCCCUUCCAACAAGGAAUAAUGAUAAUAAUUAAUAAUAAUAAUCAAACUCCUUUUCCAACACCAAUACCAAACGCGCGGCCCAUAUCUUGCAUCUCCGUAAACGGUGUCGUUUCUAGUGCCGCGGUUCCGCUGAGCCUCCUUGCGGUACCGUUUUAACUCUCCGCGGUGCCGCUUGUCUCCAUGCGGUACCGAUUUUUCCCUUCCGACAAGGGAUAAAGAUAAUAAUUAAUAAUAAUAAUAAUCAAACUCCUUUUCCAACACCAAUACCCAACGCGCGGCCCACAUCUUGCUUCCCGGUAAACGGUGUCGUUUCCAGUGUCGCGGUACCGGUGAGCUUCCUUGCGGUACCGUUUUUCUGUUUCGCGGUACCGUUUCAACUCUCCGCGACGCCGCUCAACUCCAAACGACACCGUUUUUUACCCGCGGUAUCGAAUUAAAUGCCGAGACUAAUUAAUGCGGCAUUUAAUU